Molecule: messenger RNA, 1851 nt
Organism: Paramormyrops kingsleyae
Lineage: Eukaryota; Metazoa; Chordata; Actinopteri; Osteoglossiformes; Mormyridae
Product: matrix metalloproteinase-19-like
Biological process (GO): proteolysis; collagen catabolic process; extracellular matrix organization
Cellular component (GO): extracellular matrix
Molecular function (GO): metalloendopeptidase activity; zinc ion binding
Source: RefSeq, a predicted model, not a curated record
GGAGGAGAAGUGAGACAACGAGUGGAAAGUCAAGAGCAAAUGCUGGAGAGGACCGUGAGGGAGUCCUCAGUCAAGGCAAACAUACUCAUCUGCAAAACACACAGGGGUCUUGUCAUUGUAGAACAGCUGACUGCUCCUGGUGGAAGAUGGGCCUCUUACUCCCAGCAGUGCUGCUCUCAGGUGUCCUCUCCACCACGCUCUCCACCCCGAUAGACUGGAGCAACCUUCUGGAAGCCACGACUUACCUGAAGCGUUACGGCUACUUGCACACCUCGCUGGAGGCAAAAGAGCACAGCUAUGGGCCAGAGGACAUUACAGAGCCUCUCAGGGUCUUCCAGAAGGCAGCAAACCUCCCCCUGACCGGAAACUUUGACAAUGGAACAGCAGCGAUGAUGAAAAGGCCUCGUUGUGGUCUGCAAGACCCUUUUACCCAGAAGACUCACAAAUACCGUGUGAUAGGCCGUUGGCGGAAGAAGGACCUGACAUACCGUAUAUAUAACUACACACCCGAUAUGGGUCAGGCUCAAACCCGCGCAGCUGUCCGGACCGCUUUUAAAUACUGGAGUGACGUUGCUCCCCUGAAAUUCCGAGAGGUGACAGACGGGAGAGCCGACAUCAAGAUCUCAUUCCAUAAGAAAGAGGGAUCAUGUCCGGCUGCAUUCGACGGGUUAGGUGGCGUGCUGGCCCAUGCUGACGCCCCAGAGUCGGGCAUAGUGCACUUCGACGAGGACGAGUUCUGGACAGAGGGCAAGCACGACGGCACCAACCUGCGCAUUGUCGCCGCCCACGAGAUCGGCCACGCCCUGGGGCUGGGCCACUCCCAGUAUAGCAGUGCCCUCAUGGGUCCCAUCUACAGCGGUUACCGUAGCAACUUCAAGCUGCACCCUGACGACGUGAUAGGCAUCCAGGUCCUUUAUGGCCGGCCAACCACUCCCAAUUCCCCAAGCCACUCGUCAGGGGGUCAAGGGAAACCUCCGGAUCCCUGUACGGUCAGCCUGGAUGCCAUCAUGCUAGGUCCCCUACGAAAGACAUAUGCCUUCAGUGGGGAGUAUGUAUGGACAGUGUCAGACAAGGGCUACAACGCCCCCGUCAAAACUAUCCUGCUAUGGAAGGGUCUCCCUGGCAACCUCGACGCCACCGUCCACUCCCAGAGAACCGGCAAGACCUACUUCCUGAAAGGUGACAAAGUGUGGAGGUACACCAACUUCCAGCUUGACAGUGGCUUCCCCAAAAAACUGAACAGAAUUCCCCCAAACAUCGAUGCCGCUUUGUACCUUGAAGCCACCAAGAAACUUGUUUUCUUUAAGGGCUCUGAGCACUGGCAGUGGAAUGAGCUGGACAGUACUAGCCUCAACUCCUACCCCAGGCCCACCUCCCAGCUCUUCAAAGGCGUGCCCCCCAAACCUGACUCCGCCCUCACCUGGACCAAUGGCAGAGUCUACAUCUUCAAGGGCGAUCAAUAUUGGCGCAUUGGCAAGCAGAUGAGCGUGGAGAGUGGCUACCCACUGAGCAAGAGGGAGCGCUGGAUGAUGUGCGAUGACUGACGUCACGGACGAAUGACAUCAGGACAGCGGUGAUGCUGAUAAUUCAAUGCGUGGGGAGGGGCGCCAGGAGGCGGGAUCAGGCAUAAGCUCAAGCCUCAUUGGACAUUUAACAGCAGAAACCUGAAUGCACUACACACAUCUCAGUGCAGUGCACUUGCUAUUAAAGAAACAAAGGCCCAUAGUAACGUUAUCUGUCCCCGUGGGACAUGGCAAUGCGUUCUGUAUGGUCCUGUGACAUUAGCAACCAAGCAAUUAAAGAAAAACAAUAAAGUAUGCUGAUGCCAUUGUGUACAGCUGGUGGUCUGAG